Messenger RNA from Chlamydomonas reinhardtii, 1242 nucleotides. RefSeq lists its product as uncharacterized. The coding region runs from base 82 to 351 and encodes 89 amino acids. Lineage: Eukaryota; Viridiplantae; Chlorophyta; Chlorophyceae; Chlamydomonadales; Chlamydomonadaceae. The transcript is spliced from 4 exons. The record is from RefSeq and is a predicted model, not a curated record.
GUUUAAUCACCUAUUUCGCUUUCGCUCUGGUUUCUGAAUCCAUCCAAUUACCCUAGCCUUGCAAAGCAUCGACUGUGCACUAUGGUUGAAGCGUGGCCAACCUGGGAGCGCGAUGUGAAGCUGGGCGUAGGUGCUGCAGCGACCCUAGCGUCAAGAUACUACUUCAACAAGCGACAGCUGUGGCCUUGGCGGAUCUCCACGCUCAUAGCCUGGCCGGCGCUGGGCCUGGGCCUCAUGGACGUGGCCAUGCAGAUGACCGCCACCAAGGAGCCCAUCAUCCGCAAGGUGGAUGAGGCACGGGCGCAGCAGCAGCAGCAGUCGCAGCAGGCGAAAGCGGCGGCCAGUAGCUGAGGCGUGAAAGCUGGGGAGCUUUGCGGCGUAACUAGGAUACCUGUAUCCGAGAGCCGUCGUAAUAUCAGAAUUACGGUAGUUGUGCACGAGGGGUGUGCGAGGGAGAAGUGGAGAGCGCAGCGGUGCUGAUGUGUUCGACCGAGUUGCUACUUAAGAGUUGCUGGGAGCGUGGCGGAAGCUUGGGCACAGGCUGUGUGUUGCUGGGACAGGGGUUGAUUAUGUUAUAACGUGGCAUUGCAAGGACGGCCGGCGGCUGUGUAGUGACGCGCGCAUGACGGUGCGGCGGCGUGUGGUGAGGCACUGCCGGACCGGAUGACCGGAGACGGGCUGCACCGGGGAGGCUGCACUACGCUUUCGUGCUGGUGUGGUGCUGCAUCACAAGGGUUGAUAUGACUUAGCCCGUGGUACUGGUGUGUGCAGUGUGCGCAAGGGUGGCAAUGGCGCGAAGGGGCAGUGUGCGGAGUGCGGAGUGCUGUCUGAGAGGAAAGCAGCGGCACGCCAGCAGAUGGAGGGCAAGAGUGCUGGGUUCGAUGCAUGCCUGACAAUUAUUUGAUGAGGCCGUGAGAGUGAGAGCAGAAAUGUGAAGCACAGGAUAGUCGGAGCAUUCCAUUCGAACGCACCAAACCACGCAGGAGGUAAGGUUGCCAACUGAUUGCAGGGCGUCCCGUGGCAUGGGGGCAUACUCCCCCAGGUAGUGCGAGGGACGUGUGCUUUUGUGGCGGUUCAGUGCACGGUGCGUUGGCCGGUUGGCGCGGCGUGCAUCUGGAAAUCAUUAAUGUAUUUACCGAGGAAGGGUGGCUGGCCAAGGUAGACUUCUGCAAGGAUGAGCAGGCGUGUCAUUGACGCUGCAAGUCAAGGGCGGGGAAGCCGGUAAGGGUGCGGGGAUUCGGC